AUGAGUACCUCGCACGAGAAGGGCAGUUUUGGAUCCAAAGAAGAUGUCCGCAGCGUGGGCGAACAAGAAAUCCGGCAUCGUACGGUGACGGAACAUGGUGCUCAGCUCCUUGAAGACACCAAGGGCGAUGAGACGCUGCAUCGCGGGCUUAAAGCUCGUCAAAUCUCAAUGAUUGCUCUCGGCGGUGCAGUGGGCACAGGUCUGAUCAUUGGCUCGGGAACGGCGCUCGUCCGUGGUGGGCCACUUGGGAUUUUUCUUGGGUAUUCCUUCGUUGGAAUGGUGUGCUACAUGGUCAUGGUGGCCCUUGGAGAGAUGGCUGCAUACCUACCCAUCAAGUCCGGAUUCUCGGGAUAUGCUACUCGUUUCGUGGAUCCUGCGUUUGGGUUCGCCAUUGGCUGGAACUACUUGAUCGUGCGUAGAUAUUUGAUCGUCACGCCAAACAACAUCAAUGCCGCGGGGAUCGUCAUACAGUACUGGACACGGAAAGUUCCCCUAGAGGUUUGGAUGGUCGCUGGCGUCAACUUGCUUGGUGUUCGCGUGUUUGGAGAGAUCGAGUUUUGGUUCAGUUCUAUCAAGGUCGUCUCCCUGAUCGGCCUCCUCCUUAUGGGUCUCAUCAUCGACCUCGGAGGUAAUCCAGAACAUGAUCGAAUUGGAUUCAGAUAUUGGCAACACCCCUACGGCCCCAUGGGCACAUACCUCCAAAGCCAGGUCCACGACGGUCACCUUUCAAUCUUCCUCGGUUUUUGGAGCACGCUCAUCAAUGCUCUUUUCGCCUUUAUUGGGACGGAACUCAUUGGUGUGACUGUCGGCGAGGCCGAGAACCCACGCAAGAACAUCCCGAGGGCCAUUCGUAGGACAUUCCUCCGGAUCUUGAUCUUCUACGUUGGCGGUGUCUUCAUCAUAGGCAUGAUCGUGCCGAGUAACAGCACCGACCUUUUCACAGCGAACAAGUCAAAGACGGGAGCAGCAGCUAGUCCCUUCGUCUUAGCUACGACUCUCGCCGGCAUCAAAGUUCUGAACCAUGUUAUCAAUGCCGCAAUCUUGAUCUUCGUCUUGUCGGCGGCGAACUCUGACUUGUACAUCGGUUCAAGAACACUCUACGGACUCGCGAUCCAAGGAAAGGCACCGAGCAUAUUCAGACGGGUGAACAGGUUGGGUGUGCCAUGGACUGCACUCAUGUUGUGUAUCUUGUUCUGCGGACUGGUAUUCUUGAACGUUAGUUCGUCAAGCGCCAAAGUCUUCACUUGGUUUGUCAACCUUGUUUCGACGUUCGGAGCUAUCACCUGGAUGUGUAUCUGCUAUUCACACAUUCGCUUCAUGAAGGCAUUGAAGGCACAGGGAAUCUCCCGAGACAGCCUUCCCUACAAAGCCCCUUUCCAGCCCUACGGAUCCUGGUUCGCCCUGAUCGCAACGGCCAUCAUCACCUUGUUCAAAGGGUUCGACACAUUCCUCCCGUUCACGAAAGACACGUUUGUCACUUCAUAUAUCGGUAUACCCGUUUUCAUACUGCUCUGGGCGGGGUACAAGGUUUGGUACAAGACGGACCUUAUCAAACCUGAAGAUGUGGACUUGGUGACUGGGAAACGAGAGAUUGACGAGGAGGAAAAGGCGUUCAAUUUGGCACAAGAAUCAAGGGGGCCGAGAACGAUAUGGCAGAAGCUAUGGGAUUCGCUCUGA
This is a messenger RNA of Stereum hirsutum FP-91666 SS1, 1677 nucleotides long. RefSeq names its product dicarbixylic amino acid permease. Gene Ontology annotation, molecular function: amino acid transmembrane transporter activity. Gene Ontology annotation, cellular component: membrane. NCBI's taxonomy places the organism in Eukaryota, Fungi, Basidiomycota, Agaricomycetes, Russulales, Stereaceae. The record is from RefSeq and is a predicted model, not a curated record. The coding region runs from base 1 to 1677 and encodes 558 amino acids. Gene Ontology annotation, biological process: amino acid transmembrane transport. The transcript is spliced from 11 exons.